AUGGAGGAGGACUUAGAAGUGUUCCAGGAACAAGCUGUGACUAAAGUUUCUCCAUGUGAAGCUGAACUUCAGGAAUUAGUGCAUCAAAUUGACAUCAUGGUAAACAGAAAGCAAGUAGAAUGGGAAAGAAAGAUGAGAGCUUUGGAAGCAAAGAUGGAUAUCCAGGAUCAAGAAUUAGCAAGUGCCCAAAGUAAACUGGAUCAAAAAGGUCAAGAGGUGGGACUACUUCAACAAGAAUUGGAAAACUUACAGAAAACUAAAAAUGAAAUGGCUCAGAGUUACGAAACUCAGCUUCAAGCACUGAAAUCUCAAUUUUCAAAGUUGAUACAUAGCUAUGAAAAGCUACAGUCUUACCAGUUAAAACAAAAAAAGCUCGAAAGCAGAGAAAAAUGUGAGGAAAAUCUGGAGACAUCAUCUAACCCAAGGAAUUUAUAUGUGAAACUGGAGGGAUUUAAGGCAAAAUCACAGGAAUGGGAGAAGAACGGGACAACCUGUGUGAAUAACCCUGUUUAUGGAAAUAUGCAACAAAAAUUAUUGCCUGAGAAAUGUAAUUUAUUUCAGAGGGAGAGCCAGAAUUAUCAACUCCAAAUAUGCAAUAAGAAAGAAGACCAAGAAGAGCUAAUUACCUAUACCCAGCCCAAAAGUGAAAAUGAUGAUUUGAUUAUUGAAAAGCUAAAGGCAAUUGUGAAUGAAAUAGCAAGAAACAAGAACAAACUGGUAGAGGAAAACAUGAAACUCCAUGAGGAUCUAAAAAUUUACCAAAAUCAGUGCCAGAACAUGGAGGCAGAUAUCUCAGACAUGAGAAAUGAGCUUCAGUCAAGGGAUGAUCUCUGGAGAAGGAUACAACUGGAAUGCCAAAAGUUGUAUACAGAACUAUUGAAAAUCAAGGAGUACAAAGAUAUACAGGAAAUUCAAAUAAAGCAUCAGUCAUCUCAUGUUCAGCUUACUGAGCAACUAGAAAAUAAAAACCCUGAGUUAUUGCUAUUUGCAGAAAGUCAAGGAUGCCAAGAAGAAGAGCUGAACAAGAUAAGAAACCAUGUUUAUCGAGAGGAGCAGUCCCAUUGCUCUGAGCAGGAAAGAAUGAAGACAGAAAUCUCUGACCUGACAGAGGAGCUUCAUCAGAAGGAGAUCACUAUAGCAACUAUCAUGGAGAAAGCUACUCUUCUGGAAAGACAGUUAAAAAUGGAAUUAGAGACAAAACACAAAUUGUUAACAAAACAGCAGUUGUUGGAAUUCCAUUACCAAGUUAUCAAAUCUGAAAACACACAUCUAAAAGAAAUGAUGGAAAACCAGGAGUGUGAAAGUUGCAUGUAUUUGGCCUUGCACUCUGUGUGGGCUAACCCAGCUGAGCAGCAGGGUUUAGUGACAAGGACAGAGAGCACUGGGCUGAUGUGGCUUUACUCACUGCUUCUGAAACUGAAGUGUAUAGAUUUAUGUAACAAAGAACAUGGAAAUUUCACAGCUUCUGUUCACAAAAUGAAGCAUGAGAAUUUAAGACUACAAAAUAGCCUUGUUAAAUCACAAAAUGACACAGGAACAUCUAUACUGAGUUGCAUGGAUGCAUGCAGAGAAACAGAGCACAGCUGCCAAACCCAUUCAAAGGUGCAAGAAAAGGAAGAGAGAUCCUUCCAAAAUAAAGAUUCAUGGCAAGUGGAAUGUCAACAGACUGCUAUGCUCACUGCUGGUGGAUACCACAGACACUGCACUCCUGCUUUGUAUGGCCACUGCAAUACCACUGGUUCAAAAAGUGAUAGCACUUUAUCUUCUCAUCCACUUCACAGAGGCCAUGAAAAGAAAAUAGAUUCUAAAUCUCCCUUACCACCAGUGGGGUAUCCUUUGGGCCUUCAUGGGGCAUUUCCUGAAGUGGGCAGAACAGGCAGCUUUCAGAGCCCUGCUUACAAUGCGGAAGAAAUCAAAUUAUCGUCUCCCCCUGAGAGGUCCUUCCUUGCAACAGCAGAAAAGUUCCUUCAAGAGGAAGAGAAACACGCCAGAGAAUUUGAAGAACAUUUAAAUUCACACCUUGAAGAGCUGCAAAGAUAUUCUGAAAAUACUCUAAAAAAAUAUGCCAGGAUGCAGCAAAGCAGGCGUACUUAA
Melospiza georgiana is the source of this 2094-nucleotide messenger RNA. RefSeq names its product deuterosome assembly protein 1 (gene DEUP1). Gene Ontology annotation, biological process: de novo centriole assembly involved in multi-ciliated epithelial cell differentiation; centriole replication. The transcript is spliced from 14 exons. Gene Ontology annotation, cellular component: deuterosome; centriole. The record is from RefSeq and is a predicted model, not a curated record. Bases 1 to 2094 code for a protein of 697 amino acids. NCBI's taxonomy places the organism in Eukaryota, Metazoa, Chordata, Aves, Passeriformes, Passerellidae.